Molecule: messenger RNA, 1908 nt
Organism: Australozyma saopauloensis
Lineage: Eukaryota; Fungi; Ascomycota; Pichiomycetes; Serinales; Metschnikowiaceae
Product: methylenetetrahydrofolate reductase (NAD(P)H)
Exons: 1
Coding region: 1-1908 (635 amino acids)
Biological process (GO): tetrahydrofolate interconversion
Cellular component (GO): cytosol
Molecular function (GO): methylenetetrahydrofolate reductase [NAD(P)H] activity; FAD binding
Source: RefSeq, a predicted model, not a curated record
AUGGCUACCGUGAUCGAGCAAAUCAACGCGCUAAAGCCGCACGAGAGAUUCUGCUCGUUUGAAUUCUUCCCUCCCAAAACAGAUGCCGGUUUCCGGAACUUGUUGGCCAGAUUACAUCGUAUGAUGGCCCUCAAUCCUCUCUUUCUAUCCAUUACCUGGGGAGCGGGCGGAUCCACUUCUGAAAAAUCCUUGGAUUUGGCUGCCACGUGUCAAAAGGAGUUGGGAGUGACCACCGUCUUGCAUUUGACGUGUACCAAUACCAACAAGGAGGUUAUUGACCAUGCUUUGAGAAAGGCUAAGGAAGCCAAUAUCCGCAACAUUUUGGCGCUCAGAGGAGACCCACCAAGAACAGAGGAAUACUGGACGCCGAAUUGUGACUUCAAAAAUGCCGUUGACCUUGUGCGCUACAUCAAGGAGCAGUACGGCGACUACUUCUGUAUCGGUGUUGCUGGAUAUGCCGAGGGCCACGCAGAUGGCGCAGACACUUCGGAGCAAGACCCUGCGAAGGACAUCCCAUAUUUGGAAGAGAAGGUGAAAGCUGGUGCGGACUUUAUCAUUACUCAGUUAUUCUUUGACGUAGACAAGUUUGUUGCUUACGAGAGUAUGCUUCAACAGAACCCGAUCCUCAAAAAGGCGGUCCUAAUACCCGGCUUGAUGCCAAUUACCACUUUCAAAGUAUUUGUGCGUGCUACCAAAUUGUCACACGCACUGGUUCCUCCCCAAAUACUCGAGAGAGUGGCCGCCCCUGGAAACGAUGAUGAUAUGGUUAAAGCCAUCGGUAUCGAUAUUGUUUCCGAUAUGAUUGAGCAAGUCCAUACCAGAACUGAAGGCAGAAUCCGCGGUUACCAUUUCUAUACGCUAAAUUUGGAAAAGUCGGUUGCUUCCAUUGUUGAGAAGUCGCCUGUGCUCAAUGCUACCAGUUUGCAACAGGGCGUGGACCACGACGAUGCCAUCGACUCUGACUCAGAUUUCGAGGGGCCCAUUCCUGUGAAGCAAGGAAGAAACUCUUUCAUCUCAGAGAACCUUGCUGGCACCGAAGAUGCUCGAUUGGUCAUGGUCUCUCGUGCCAUCUCCGCUGACAGAAAGAAGAUUGUUGACAUAAGUAAAGGAAAAGGUCUGCUAGGAAAGGACGCCACCUGGGAUGAUUUCCCCAAUGGCCGUUUCGGUGAUUCAAAUUCUCCUGCCUAUGGUGAAAUUGACGGUUACGGUCCAACAUUAAAACUUCGUUCGUCUGAAGAAGUCAUGAACACUUGGGGCUGCCCUGAGACUCACAGUGAUAUUACAAAAGUUUUCAUGGAGUAUCUCUCCGGAAAGAUAUCAGUAUUGCCAUGGGUAGACUCGGAGAUUUCGUCGGAAACUGCUCUCAUUCAGGAGGAGUUGUUCGAUUUGAAUCAAAAAGGUUGGUUCACCUUGGCUUCUCAGCCAGCAGUGAAUGGCUGUUCUUCUGCAGACAAAAUUCUCGGUUGGGGUCCACCUAACGGUAGACUCUUCCAAAAGGCAUUUGUCGAAUUCUUCAUUCCAAAAGAUACAUGGAACAACUCGCUAUAUCCUAGACUCAAGGAUGCUUUUGAUGAGAGAGAGUUGACAUACUUCUGUGGAGAUUCGAACGGGACUAUCACAUCAAACCUUGAUCUUAACAAAAAUUCUCAAAGCAGCAAGACUGCCGUCACUUGGGGUGUAUUCCCAUCCAAAGAGGUUCUCCAGCCAACGAUUAUUGACUCACACUCAUUCAAGGCAUGGAAUGAGGAAGCGUUUUUGCUUUGGAUUGAAUGGGCUAGAUGCUACAAAAAAGGAACCAAAAGUUACGAAUUGUUGAACAAUAUUUACAACACACACUAUUUGGUGAGUAUAAUCCACCACGAUUUCACAUCUGAGCUUGGUUUGUGGGAAAUGUUGCUUGAAAACUGA